Molecule: messenger RNA, 1730 nt
Organism: Perca flavescens (yellow perch)
Lineage: Eukaryota; Metazoa; Chordata; Actinopteri; Perciformes; Percidae
Gene: cxcr4b
Product: chemokine (C-X-C motif), receptor 4b
Exons: 2
Coding region: 105-1232 (375 amino acids)
Biological process (GO): neurogenesis; calcium-mediated signaling; G protein-coupled receptor signaling pathway
Cellular component (GO): membrane; external side of plasma membrane
Molecular function (GO): C-C chemokine receptor activity; C-C chemokine binding
Source: RefSeq, a predicted model, not a curated record
UAUAUAUGUAGCCAUUAGAGAGUUUGCUUACAGACAAGCAACUGAUCACCCUGCUACACACACUGGUCCUAACGAUAGGCCUACAUUAUCAACGAGCGGUAAACAUGGAGCUUGAUGUUACAUACACCUUUGACAACAGCACUGACAACAUGUCAGAGGAGUCUGGCGACUUUGACCUGGACUUCCAGGAGCCAUGUGGCAGAGUGCUCAGCACUGAAUUCAACAAGAUCUUCCUACCGACAGUUUACGGAAUUAUAUUUAUUCUGGGAGUCAUUGGCAAUGGAUUAGUCGUUGUUGUCAUGGGCUAUCAGAAAAAGGUCAAGACGAUGACGGACAAGUACCGGCUCCAUCUCUCCGUGGCUGACCUCCUCUUCGUCCUCACCCUGCCCUUCUGGGCCGUUGAUGCUGCCAAAUCCUGGUACUUUGGGGGUUUCCUCUGUGUCUCUGUGCAUAUGAUCUACACAGUGAACCUGUACAGCAGCGUGUUGAUCCUGGCCUUCAUCAGUCUGGACAGAUACUUGGCAGUUGUGCGAGCCACCAACAGCCAAGCCACAAGGAAGCUGCUUGCGAGCAGAGUGAUCUAUGUGGGUGUGUGGCUGCCCGCCGCUGUGCUGACUGUACCUGACCUGGUGUUUGCCAGGGUGCAGGACAAAGGCUCUGCAAACUUCCUCUUUUUUGACGAUAGCAUGAAGACUGAAGACUCCAGGAUCAUCUGCCAGCGCAUCUACCCGCAGGAAACCAGUCUCAUAUGGACUGUCGUUUUCCGCUUCCAGCACAUCCUGGUGGGCUUCAUACUGCCCGGUCUGGUCAUCCUUGUCUGCUACUGCAUCAUCAUCGCCAAGCUGUCGCGAGGCGCCAAGGGCCAGGCUCUGAAGAAGAAAGCGCUGAAGACCACGGUCAUCCUCAUCCUUUGUUUUUUCUCCUGCUGGCUGCCCUACUGUGUUGGCAUCUUUUUGGACAACCUGAUAAUGCUGAACGUGGUCUCUCAAUCUUGCGAAUUGCAACAAGCGGUGGAAACGUGGAUUUCUAUCACAGAGGCGCUGGCCUAUUUUCACUGCUGCCUCAACCCCAUCCUCUAUGCCUUCCUGGGAGUUAAGUUCAAGAAAUCAGCAAAGAGUGCACUGACAGCCGGCAGCAGAUCAAGUCAGAAAGUGACCCUCAUGACAAAAAAGAGAGGGGCGAUUUCAUCGGUGUCAACUGAGUCCGAGUCCUCAAGUGUUUUGUCAAGUUAACAAACAUUCGAACCCAGAGUCUGUGACUUGAUAGCAUGAGGAGAGAAAAAAAAACUAAGCUUCAAUUUCAAAGAACUUACUACAUUUUGUACAAUUGUAAAAAAAGAAGAGGUUUUUUUUUAUACUUUUUGAUUUGUUUGCCUUGUUUACUGCAAUUGUGUGUCAUCUGAUGUUUUUUUAUUGCAAUUUUAGCAACUUCAAUGAUCCUCAAAGCAGAUUGUGUCCUCAGGCAGUGCCUCAUUUCCACUCAUUCAGCUUCACAAUCAAGAUCCAUUUUCUCUGUUUUCAUCUUUACAAUCUGUGUUGCUGCAUCAAAGCUCAGGCAUACAAUACCCUAUUCUGUUUUCAUGGAUGGUAGCUGCUCUUGGAAACCUGUACAUAGUUUGUAGCAUUUGUGUGUUCGCACUUAAGUUGUGUGAUUUUCUGAAAGCUAUUAUUUAUUGCUGUCAUUCACACUGGAAGUUCUGUAAAAUAAACAAACUGCAUGCUGCUUUUUUU